This is a messenger RNA of Diatraea saccharalis (sugarcane borer), 912 nucleotides long. NCBI's taxonomy places the organism in Eukaryota, Metazoa, Arthropoda, Insecta, Lepidoptera, Crambidae. The record is from the annotation of a GenBank genome assembly.
AUGUGUCUUUGGCUUUUAACAGCGUGCUUGGGUCUUAUACCUACAACUCCACAGAACAGCAAUGUGAUUGUUAUUCAAGGUCUGCCUACGCCAAUAAUUCAGCCAACUACGCCACCGGCAAAUAUCACUAUUCCUACAGUAACUUUUCCUACAGUUACUGUUCCCACCGUGACGAUACCACCAUUCACAUUUCCACCUACAGUAACGAUACCGACAGUCACAUUUCCGCCUACUGUAACGGUACCGCCGGUCACCGGGGUUUCUCCGACAACAGGUGGAGUCUCUUUAGCAGCUGUAAUAGUGUGUAACGAUUCCGAUGUAAUAUGUGUUGCUAAUCCUGAUGACAUCGAUACAGGCCCACUCCCUAUUGACCCGAGGUUGGGAACUACACCAGGGCCGUCAGCAGCGCUACAACUCCCAACUAUCACCGGAUAUAGUGCACAAGGGCCAUCUUACGACACAAGUGUGAGAUUUCCAAGAGAGAAAAGAAGUGUAGACAAUGAGGACAACACUAUGCUUCAAGUUUUGUUCAAUUAUAAAAACAUAAUCAUCGAGAAUCACAAAAUCAUUAAAAGACAAAGUUGCGCAUGUGUGCCUAAUGGUACCUGUGCUACUCCGGGAACAAAUAAUGGAGCCGGUCUUAUAGAUUUAAGAAUAGUUACACCGGGUCAAGGGCAAUGCCCUGCUGGACAAGUGUAUUGUUGUACUGGAACCGUUUCUCAGAUAGCUUGUGGUAUAUUACAAGCUACACCCAAUAUUGCUGUACAACCUGCAGCAGGACAAGCUAAUUAUGGUGAAUAUCCUUGGCAGGCAAUGAUUUUAACUAAACAGAAUGAAUAUGUAGCAGGAGGUGUACUUAUUGAUAGCUUGAACGUUCUAACCGUCACGCACAGACUGCUGCCAUACAUGUAA